GCUCCCACACUCCGCUGAUGAAUUCGCUCGGCGUCUCCGCAGGGGCGGGAGACGCAGCGAGGUGGGGACGCGCCGCAGCUGAUUCCCAUUACCCCGGGUGGAGCGGGAGGAGCAGGAGAGGAGAGUGGGUAGAGAGCGAGCGAGAGAGAGAUACGGCUGGAGAGAGGAGGAGUGAGGAGGUGGAAGAGCGAGCAAGAGUGGUUCAAGCUGGCGUGAGGAGCGUCUGAAGGAGUUAGAUAGUGAGGAGGUGCAGGAGUGAGGAGGUGCUGAUGGCGAUGAUGUGGAGGAGGAGGAGACUCGGGUUGAUUCUCUGGUUCCUGAUCCAACUUCUGCCGCGCGCUAUCAGCGAAACCAAACUGCUGAGCGGGCAGCUGAUCUGCGCUGGGGGCGAGAGUGGUGCCUGCUACAAGUUCGCCUUCUUCCAGGAGGCGUCUCGCCGCGUGGGCCACGAGGAGGCCGCUGCCGCGUGCUCGCUGCAGGGAGCGGCGCUGCUCAGCGUGGAGUCCCCGUCGGAGCAGCGCCUCGUCGAGUCCCUGCUGGGGUCCCUCGCCGCCUCCUCGGGGCUCGCCGACGGCGACUUCUGGCUCGGCCUGAGGAGGGACCCCAGCGGCGGCGGGGGUCCGGCGGCGUGCGCUGAGCUGUACGCGUGGAGCGACGGCAGCGGCUCCACGUUCCGGAACUGGUACCCGGACGAGCCGUCGUGUGGCGGCGAGGCCUGUGUCGUGAUGUACUUCCAGCCGUCGGCUCCCGCGGGCUACGGGGGGCCCUACAUGCACCGCUGGAACGACGACAGCUGCACAAUGAAGAACAACUUCAUCUGCAAGUUCCCGCCGCUCGUGGGAGUGGGUGAGGAGGAGGCCCCAGGCAGCAGGAGGAAUGCGUCGGACGGAGCGGAGCACGUGCUGCUCACAGAGACAUCUGGCGAGUCCCUGCACGCCGUCUACGUGGCCAUCCCGGCCAUCCCGCUGCUGCUGCUGCUCGUCGUGGCGCUGGGCCUGCUGUGCUCGCGCUCCUGCGGCUCCCCCCCGGCUCACGACGGCAACCAGAACCAGGUGAAGGCACAAGAUCUGUGGAUCCCAGCGGCCAGAUUCCGCACCCAAGAAGUUUGAGGUCCCACCAACUUGUAAAAUUUACCUCCCGUACCCCCCCACCACCACCAACCUUGUGAGGUUAAAGACUACCACCCCCCCCUCCGCCCCCACCCCAACCUCGCCGAAACUCUCGCUCACAAUCCCACAGAGGAACAAACUCGACAGGUCCUUUGGUAACGGUUUAGCCAGUGGUAUUCUUGCAGCGUCUGUUUGUGUUUCUGCCCUUGCGAUGGUGACUUUGUAGGAUGAACGUUGAGGUUUAUAAGGGGCACGGGGUGACCAAUAAGGUCUGAACUGGUCUGUAAGGCACUGAUAAGGGGUUGACAGGU
Molecule: messenger RNA, 1420 nt
Organism: Petromyzon marinus (sea lamprey)
Lineage: Eukaryota; Metazoa; Chordata; Hyperoartia; Petromyzontiformes; Petromyzontidae
Source: RefSeq, a predicted model, not a curated record